AAAUCUGUGAAGUAGAGACGAAGAACAACUACUAUGCUAGAGCCGCUAAAUGAAGGAGGAGCGGAACGAGGUGCAGAUGAUCUGCGGACGUCGAUACUGAAGGAAAUCGGGGCUUCAACCUACACUUGUCUGGUGUGCACGGACUACAUCACACCUUCUUCGAAAGUGUGGUCAUGCGACCACUGCCAUCGUGCGUUCGAUCUGGACUGCAUCAAGGACUGGGCAUUGAGAGGCUCUUCCACGCAGGACGAUAAGUCGUGGAGGUGUCCGUCGUGCAACCGAAGUCACAGCAAAAUCCCGAAAUUGUACACGUGCUGGUGUGGAAAGUCUAUCAACCCGACACUGAACGUCUUGGAGCCACACAGCUGUGGUAACACCUGCGGGAGCCCACUGAAGACAUGCAUACACGAGUGCUCCUUGCAGUGCCACCCGGGUCCGCAUAUGGAGAGGUGCACUGCGCUGGGCCCCGUUUUGAAGUGCCGUUGUGGGAGGCAUUCAAAACAGCUUCCGUGCGUCUUAACGCCGUACGACCGUGGCUGGUCGUGUGACGAGGUUUGCAAUGACAUUCUACCGUGUGGAAUACACAGGUGCAAGCAGAAGUGCCAUUCGGGCCUCUGUGGAGAGUGCGAGGAGGAGAUCUCGGUUCGAUGUUACUGCGGAAAGGCAAGCGAAACGAUAGUCUGCCACGAGCGGUUGCCCAUCAAGUCGGAAGAAAACGGGGUGGCUUGGAUCGGAAACUUCGAGUGCAAUGACCCCUGCGGCGAGUUUUUCGAUUGCGGUGUUCACAAGUGUGAACAGAACUGCCACCCAGUGAACAAAGAUAGCCACAAAUGCCCCAACAGCCCACUCAAUCUCAUUUACUGUCCGUGUGGAAAGACCAAGAUUGAUUCUCUUUUAGAUAGUCCGAGAAAAUCUUGUCUGGACCCAAUACCCACGUGUGAGUCUGUGUGUGGCAAACGACUUCCGUGUGGACACAAGUGCUAUUGGAAUUGUCACGAUGGUCCCUGUUCCCCAUGCUAUAGGACAGUGGACGCAGAAUGCCGUUGUGGCUUCACUAGUUUCAGCAUCGCCUGCGCUUUAAUAACACAAGGCUACACUCCAACCUGCACCUUCAAAUGUAACGCCAAAUUCAACUGCAAACGCCACUAUUGUACCAGAGUCUGUUGUGAAUUCAGACAAGUCGCCUUCGAUCGUUCUAAACUAAUCAAAAAGCAUUUGCGUAAAAACAUCAUCACUAGUGCAAUAGCCGAGUCCGUUGAGUUUGAAGAUGUACACACCUGCCAGAAAGAGUGUAACCAGCUGUUGUCUUGCGGCAAACAUCGGUGCAAAGCCACUUGUCAUCCUGGCUCAUGUAGCCCUUGCCUUGAAUCUUCAUCUGAUGAUUUGGUCUGCAACUGUGGUCGUACGGUGGUCCCUGCUCCAGUCAGAUGUGGUACAACGUUACCGAUCUGCCCGUUCCAGUGUGCUAGGCAGACAACUUGUGGCCAUCGACCAGAACCUCAUCAUUGUCACGAAGAUGAUGUUUCUUGUCCAAAGUGCACCAUGCUGGUUACAAAGAGAUGUCAGUGUGAGAAACAAAAUUUGGUCACUAAUGUGAUGUGCUAUCAGGAUAGAGUCAGUUGCUUCAGAUUAUGUGGGAAAAAGCUACCAUGUGGCGAACAUGAAUGUAAAAAAGUUUGCCAUAAGCCGGGUGAUUGCCAAAAGAAGUGCACGGAAAAAUGUUUGAAAACUAGAAAAUGUGGCCACAAAUGCCAACAAACUUGCCAUUUUGGAAAAUUAUGCAAUGAAGCUUUGCCCUGCCAAGAACAUGUUACAGUGACGUGCAACUGUGGAAGGAGAAAACAGCCAUUGCUCUGCUAUACAGUUGCAAAUAUGAUCAAAGAAUCAAAAAGUUCGCAUAAUGCUGAAGUUAAUGGCUCUUCAAUCGAUGAUGAAUCUUUCACUCCUCAUAUAGCAUGCGAUGAAAUGUGCGAGAAGGAACGAAGAAAUCGCUUAUUAUUUGAUGCAUUGGGUCUCAAUCCUGCAAGAGCUAAAGAUACCGAAGUCAUGUUGCGUAUGCGAACAGUUGAGUCAAUAUACACUCCAUUCACCCUUAACAUCUAUGCAAAGCAAGCCGCUUGGUGUAAAGGCAUUGAGGAAAUAUUCAGUCAAUUGUUAGCACACACCAUGGAAUCUUCUUUUAGAUCUUUAUCCAACUCAGAGAUAAAACAAUCUCAUCAUUUCCGUCCCAUGAGAGAAGUCCAAAGAAGAUUUGUUCACGAGCUUGCUGAGUCUUGGGGUCUUUUUUCUGAAGCUCAUGAUCCAGAGCCCCAUCGUUCGGUAUUUGUGAAACUUGUAAAGUCCUCUAAAAUUCCAGAUAUCAAAUUGCAAGAGGCUCACGAAAUCUAUCAGAAAUAUAAGGCUUUAGAAAAGAAAAAGUCACUUGAAAGAGUUUCUAGACAAGAAGAGAAGGAAAAACAUGCUUCCGAUAGUCCCGAGCAUAUCUAUUUUAACGGAAUAAUAAUCAAGGAUGUCUUUUUUGGUGUUACAGUAGAAACCAUAGAUGCCUCCUUUUUUAAUAUUUGGAAUCAGACUGAAAAUGAGUCGAGAAAGUUUCCGUUGGUCAAAAAUGGUAGAGUAGAGUUCAUUUGUGAAAACAUGUAUGUCUUUUAUGGCGAUUCUUGUUUGGAAGAGGAGAAGCCAGCAUUAGAAAAACAGAUUGAAAAAUUGCGCCCUCUCUUUGAUAAAAGAGUCAAGGAUUCGAACUUGGCGCUGAAGUGUAUCCUGGCAAAGGUGAACAUCGAAGAAGGUACCGUCGUUGAAAUGAUGGAUGAAUCCAAUCAUAGAGAUGAAGAAGCGACUGGUAAAGCCCAAAUCCACGAUAAUCUAGUUGACGUUGCAACAGAAACAAUCGACGAUGUUAAAGUCGAAGCAGUGACAGUCCCUUCAGAGUGGUGGUAGUACAGAUUACUUAAUUUUAUAGAUUACAUAGCAUGCAACGUAAAUAAGAUGUCUCAGAUAUUUACUUAUGUUGUUUUAAGAUCCACGAUAAGCAUUGUUCUA
Molecule: messenger RNA, 3042 nt
Organism: Pichia membranifaciens NRRL Y-2026
Lineage: Eukaryota; Fungi; Ascomycota; Pichiomycetes; Pichiales; Pichiaceae
Exons: 1
Coding region: 34-2940 (968 amino acids)
Biological process (GO): negative regulation of transcription by RNA polymerase II
Cellular component (GO): nucleus
Molecular function (GO): zinc ion binding; DNA-binding transcription factor activity, RNA polymerase II-specific; RNA polymerase II transcription regulatory region sequence-specific DNA binding
Source: RefSeq, a predicted model, not a curated record